Molecule: messenger RNA, 1102 nt
Organism: Dichomitus squalens LYAD-421 SS1
Lineage: Eukaryota; Fungi; Basidiomycota; Agaricomycetes; Polyporales; Polyporaceae
Product: 2-nitropropane dioxygenase
Exons: 5
Coding region: 31-1005 (324 amino acids)
Molecular function (GO): nitronate monooxygenase activity
Source: RefSeq, a predicted model, not a curated record
GGCAUUCGAGUGCCAAUUGUAUGUGCCGCCAUGGCAGGUGCAACAUCGCCUACGACCGCACUUGAAGUGACCCGAGGCGGGGGUUUCGGUUUCGUAGGCGCGGCGUUCAGCACCCCAGAGAAGCUCGCCGAGGACCUCACUUUCGUCCGGGACAGCAUCCCGGACCUGGGCAAUAAGCCGCUCCCAAUCGGGAUCGGCUUCAUCGGUUGGCUCCUGGACGCCAAGGAAGACGUCUCCAAACAGUUCGUCGACGUCGUGCUCGAGAACGACGUGCGCGCAGUGUGGCUUGCCUUCGGUGAUGACGUCUACCGCUGGAUUGAGUACGUCCGGAGUUCGCCUGCCAACGCUCGUGCGAGCCACAAGCCCCUCAUUUUCGUGCAAGUGACCUCUGUAGAGGAGGCGCUGCUCGCGGCGAAAGAGUGGAAGGCCGACGUGAUAGUCGCUCAAGGGACCGAGGCUGGUGGUCACGGGGGCGCAACCACUCCCAGCACGUUCACACUCGUGUCCGAAAUCCUAGCUGCGCUCCCGGGAGAUGGUGCACCCCCCGUACUUGCUGCGGGAGGCAUGGCCACUGGAUCACAAGUCGCCGCCUACCUCACCCUUGGCGCGGCCGGCGCCGUCCUAGGCACUCGCUUUCUCCUCACAACCGAAUGUCCGUACACAGAUGCCCAGAAGGCCGCGCUUCUGGCUGCCAAGUCCGGCUCCACUGUCCGAACGAUGGCGCUCGACUACGCGCGGGGAACGUACGGCUGGCCCAAAAGGCUCAAUGGUCGUGGUAUCCGAAACAAGAUUGUAGAUGAAAUUGAGGCAGGCGUCCCCCAUGAAAUUGUCCAAGAGAAAUACAAGAAGGGUACGGAGGCGAACGACGCCGAUUACAUGGUGGUAUGGUGCGGACAAGGCGUGUCUCUCAUGAAGGAAAUUAAGCCCAUGAAGGACGUGAUGGCGGAGCUGCACACCGAUAUCGUGAGGCAGCUGCAGAAGACCCAGGGGUUGCUGGACGAUUGAUCGCGGAGCCGCUUGGACAUAUGAAGGCAGCUGGAUCGUACGGAAGUAUGUGUAGCGUGAGCUUAUUGUGCAGUCAAAUCAUUUGUAGCUUCUGUCA